UCUGGAAUCGUGAUAGUUUCUUCAAGGUUUCUGAAAAAUGUUGCCGGAGAAGACGAUUAUUACAUCGGAGACUUCAAAUUCGUCUCCUUUAAACCCUCCUUCUUUGCGGAUUAUCUGCCAUGUGUGUAAUAAACAGUUCUCGCAGUACACUUGUCCUCGCUGCAACUUCCGCUACUGCUCUCUUCCUUGUUACAAAUCUCACAGUGUCCAAUGCACUGAAUCUUUUAUGAGAGAGAAUGUGGUGGAUGAGCUGCGGCAAGUUCGAUCUGAUGAUCAAACCAAAACGAAGAUGCUCGAAAUUUUGAAACGGUUUCACUCCGAAGAAGAAGAAGAUGAUGGUGGAAUUGAUAGCAUCACGGAUGAUGAAGGGUCGAGUUUGACUCUACCGGAGGAAAUUUGUCAAAAGAUUCUUGCCGGAGAUGAAGUCAAUCUUGAUGAUCUGAGCUUAGAAGAGAGAAAAGGGUUCCAAAGAGCCUUAGCGUCUGGAGAACUUAGCAAAAUGAUAGAACCAUGGGAUCCUUGGUGGUUACUCCCUUCAGCUCGAACGAUCUCACUUGGAACAAAAGGUACACAACUGGUACAAUGUGUUGAAGAAGAUGAUCAAGAAGCCAGCGAAAUUCCUCGAGGGCCCGAUACACCUCUGACCUCACUAAGCAAGCUCAGCUCAACGAAUCCAUCUCCUCUCUUACCACUCCAUUUGGUUGACAUUGUAUACAGUUAUUGUUUUACUCUCCGUAUCUAUAAUGGAGAUUGGGAAUCCGAUACGUUAGGCUCAGCAACCAUGGUACUGACUGUUUCAUCAGUUUUGGGUCAGAGUGCACAACCCGAGACCAUAAAGGAAGUGUUUUCCUUUUGCUUGGAACAGACGUGCUCUUCAGCUUACAAAAACCUCUGCGGCGGUCUGAAAUUCGGAUUGAAUCUGGUGGAUGAUGUGAUUCAUUUGCUAUCUCUUGGCACUGCAGCUCUGGUGUGCUUGCUCUGUGAUCUCCAAAGGCUGAUACAUGGUGCAAUUCAGGAAGUGAAAUCAUCAGGGCGUGAUCUGAAGAAGAAACUGAAGCUUGCAGAUAAAAAAGUGUUUUUCAUGAUGUGUUGGGUCAAUGAGCAGACUCCGGAAGUGUGGCAAGCUCUGGAAUCAUCGGUAAGGGCAGAGAAGAACUCGAUUGUUGAGCUCAACGAUUACAGAGGGCGUCCAGACGUGAAGGAGAAAGGACCUAUUCGAAAAGGUGGUUGCGUGGUGAUUGAAGAGAUAGAAUGAGUUAUAAUGCUGUAAUUAUAGCUUGAUAAUGAAAAGUGU
This is a messenger RNA of Eutrema salsugineum, 1294 nucleotides long. RefSeq names its product zinc finger HIT domain-containing protein 2. The record is from RefSeq and is a predicted model, not a curated record. The transcript has a single exon. NCBI's taxonomy places the organism in Eukaryota, Viridiplantae, Streptophyta, Magnoliopsida, Brassicales, Brassicaceae. The coding region runs from base 38 to 1255 and encodes 405 amino acids.